Messenger RNA from Trichoplusia ni (cabbage looper), 2107 nucleotides. RefSeq lists its product as uncharacterized. Lineage: Eukaryota; Metazoa; Arthropoda; Insecta; Lepidoptera; Noctuidae. The transcript has a single exon. Bases 328 to 2094 code for a protein of 588 amino acids. The record is from RefSeq and is a predicted model, not a curated record.
AGUACGGAUUACGAAUAAAAAUACAAAUGUAAAAAUUAUACAUUUCAAGUUACGGUGUGCAUGUAGUUAAAUAGUGUGAAAUAUAAAUUAUUCAUAAAGACCUUGUUUUAUUUACUACGUAGAUAAUCAUGACAUUGUAUGGUGGUACUAAUAAUCGCUAAUUAUGGCACGUAAUUGUUAGAUAUCACCUACCGUUACGGUAAUAACAUAGAACGAAUCAUCAUUUCUGACGCCUUGUCAACGCCCAGAUAAGCGAUGAGUUAUAUCAAUGUAAUGUCUUCUUGAUUUAGAUACUAGAGACUUUCAGUGAAGUACCUACUUUACAAAAUGUUGGUCGUGUAUCUUAUAACAUUUGUUUUAUACCACAGUGGAAAUUGUUUCAAAAUCUUACCCACAACGACAUAUAAUGAAAACAUUUUUCAAUGUGUAACAAGUAUCAUCCAUAAGUAUUUCACAGAAGGGAGCGUUAUAACGCAUGUGGGGAAUAACGUUGACGACAGGGAACUCUUGCAAGCUAUUAACAACGCUAAUAUUAUAACCAUGGUAUCGCGACAGGCACCGAUAAAGCUGAUCAUACCACACGAAGCUUACCUUAUAUCAGCCUAUAACGCAUCUCAUUUCGCUAAAAAUUUCAAAAAGUUAACUCGCGAAUCAGCAUGGAAUCCGUUGGCCCGAUUCUUGAUUCUUGUAGAGGAGCUGAAGGAAACAGAACUUAACGUGAUCUUCGACACCUUACUGAGAUGGCAGGUCAUCAACGUGGUAGUUGUUAAAUCUACCGAAGACCCUCUCCUGUAUACAUACAAUCCUUACGAUAACUACAACUGCGGCAAACGUUAUGACACAGUUAUAAAUUAUGGUAAAUGUUCCCACGCCCACUCACUAGAUCUGUACCCAGAAAAGGCUGUUACAGGACUACGAAACUGCACUCUAGAUGUUGUGAUAUCACACUGGCCACCAUUUACUAUUGUGUAUUCUAGAGAUUCAAACAAUAUUUCGUCCGAACUUGCAAAAGGACUAGAGCCGUACUUAUUACGGCUUAUGGGUGAAACACAAGGAUUCAAAGUCAAUAUUUUGGACGAUUACGAUUCUGAAAACAUUUCUACCGUAUCUUCGGACAUGAGGGCUACCGGAACAUUGAAAAAACUACAAGAUCACGAAGUUGAUGCUGUUAUAGGUGGAAUGCUACUGAUACCGUCUCGUGCGCUGGCAUUUAGCUUUAUUGAUGGUCAUCUUGGUUACAUCGACGAGAUAAGAUUUAUUGUUAAGCGAGCCUCCUUCAUGCCGGAUUGGAAAUACCUUUAUCUAGAAUUCAAUUUAACAAUCUGGGCACUCUUAAUUCUUUGUAUCUUACUUUAUUCUGUCCUGUUAAUAUUACUACUUCGCCCGAAAGACAAGACAUAUGUGGUGUUCUGGGUAUUAGAAUCUUUAAUAUUACACGGACGGAAUGUUCGAAGUCGACAGAGCGUGAAAUAUGUUUUAAUACUGUGGGUGUGGUUCUCGUAUUUUAUGAGUACAUUCUACCAGUCCAGUCUCGUUAGUCUUACAACUAAUCCCCUCGAAGACUUUCAAAUUUCGACAGAAGAAGACAUAGCAAAGUACAAACUCAAACCCUGUUUUAGUAAAGUUAUGGGAGUAUAUUACAUAGAAUCCAUACAAUCGAAUGAUGAGUUUUUUGGCAGUGCUGAAUGUAGCGAUUUGUUAGACAGCGUCAAGUCAGUCAUGGAAUCUGAUAAUUUAUACACUAUCAUGCAGUACGGAGCAUAUUCAUAUCACAAAGAAAAGUUUUACGAUCAGUACGGUCGACCUAGGAUAAUGUCGUUACCGAAGCCAUAUUCUAAAGUGAUUUACGCUACUUAUGUAGACAAGGGAUUCCCUAUACUACACACUUUACGUUGCCAAGCAUUUCAAUUAAGAGAAAACGGUAUCGUAGCUAAGAUUCUCAAGGAUAUGUACUACCUCCAAAGGCUGAAACACAUUUUCCAGGCUAAAGAAUUUCGAGGGAGUCUGCUUAUUCCGUGGCGGGUUUAUGGAAUUGGAUACGGUAUCUCUGUAGCGAUAUUUAUUUUAGAAAUUAUAUGUCACAAUGAGAAAUAAUUUUUAUCACUUU